Molecule: messenger RNA, 4927 nt
Organism: Clarias gariepinus (North African catfish)
Lineage: Eukaryota; Metazoa; Chordata; Actinopteri; Siluriformes; Clariidae
Gene: arhgap20
Product: Rho GTPase activating protein 20
Exons: 15
Coding region: 248-3664 (1138 amino acids)
Biological process (GO): signal transduction; regulation of Rho protein signal transduction
Molecular function (GO): GTPase activator activity
Source: RefSeq, a predicted model, not a curated record
CGCGGCGCAGGGCGCGUGCCCCUUCCCGUGGAUAUUACCCGUUCUGGAUUCUAUACUCUAUAUCCCACGUUUAACGCUCUCCUGACUGACUGACGGACUGACUGACUGCAUGAUGCAGUCCGACUUGAGCUCAUGUGUUCUGUGCGAUCCGCGACGUGGACUCGCGUAACUUUGCGCACGACUUUGCAACUUCGUGCACAAGACUUUCCCUUGUCUUGGAUCGGUCCGACCACCUGUAACCAUCUGAAUGGAAAGUAUGUCACCGCAGCAGCACGUAAACAUCAGCCAGAGCCGCUGUUCAUCAGUCACAGAGGAGAGCAGAAUGUCUGCGCAUCUGGAGAACAAGCGGAGGACAAAGGCCCUGUCUUGUCGCAGGCAGUCUGCUCCUUCCUUGGUCAUCAGCAAAGCACUUACAAGAUCCAGAACAAUAUCCAGGGAUAACAGUCUUUCUCCAGUCAGCCCAGAGACCUGCCUAUUGGUACAGUCGUAUCUUAAUCCUUCGAGGAUGUUUAUUGGUCAUGUAUACGCACAGCUGAAGACUGGUCUGCAGACCCAGGAGAGACACAUGUUCCUUUUCACUGACAUGCUGCUCAUCAGCAAGGCCAAAUCCUCAACCAACUUUAAGAUGAAGGCACAGACGCGCGUUUGCGAGAUGUGGAUCGCAAACUGCAUGGAAGAAGUGUGUGAGGGGAGUACGUGCCUUGACAAAAGCUUUGUGAUGGGUUGGCCGACUUGCAACUGCGUAGCCACUUUCAGUUCAGUUGAACUGAAGGAAAGAUGGCUUUCCCUUAUAAAAAGUCGAAUAAAGGAGGAGAAGGAGAAAGAUAAUCCGAAAACAAUUCCUCUUAAAGUGCACGCCAAGGACAUGGGGAACUUUUCGUAUAAAACAAUUGCUGUGAGCAAUUCCGACAGUGCCAAUGAAGUGAUCCGUCUCGCACUGCAGCAAUUUGGGAUCGUGGGUUCUGUGAAGGACUUCCAACUGUGGGUGAGUUCCAGAAAGGACAAUGCUCCUUACCCUCUUAUUGGUCAUGAGUUUCCUUUCAGUAUACAGAUGAGCCAUUUACGAGAGCCCUUGGAUGAAAAUGGUGAAAAAACUGAUGAAGCCAUUCUACCUGAAAGACAAAUAGAGCUACUCUAUGAGCAGUUACAGUCAGAUAAUCAGUGCCAGUUCAUUCUGAGGCCAAGUCGGGUUGCUGUGGGCCACUCCUUUGUUGUUGAUCCAGACCAGAAGCCAUUCAAAAGACGACGGUCACUCAUCAACUGGGCUUUUUGGCGUGGCUCCUCCAAUCAACUGGAUGAUCCUCCUUUAUCACCCCAUUUAUCCACACCAGAGAAGCUCUUCGGCCUGCCCCUCAGCAUGGUAUGCAAGGAUAACAGCCUUCCCAAACCCAUCAUGGACAUGCUAGUGUUUCUGUUCCAAGAGGGGCCAUUCACAAGGGGAAUUUUCCGGCGCUCUGCUGGGGCCAAAGCCUGCAGGGAGCUGAGAGAUAAACUGGACACAGGAAUCCAGGUUGUUCCGAUGAGCCGACAGUCUAUCUUUGUGAUUGCUGCUGUAUUGAAGGACUUCCUGCGCAGCAUCCCAGGGAGCCUGCUGUGGUCAGACCUUUAUGAGAAGUGGAUGGCCACCAUGGACUUGUCUGAAACAGAGGACAAUCGAUUAAAGGCCAUUCAGGGUUUGGUGAUGUCGCUUCCAUCUGAGAAUAUCCUGCUCCUAAAGCAUGUUUUGGCAGUGCUCUACAACAUUCAGCUCCAUGCCGAAGACAACCAGAUGAAUGCGUUUAACUUGGCCAUAUGCAUUUCUCCCAGCUUGCUCUGGUCCCAAGGUCCCAGCACCCCUGAGACUGAAGGAGAAGGUACCAAGAAGGUCUGUGACUUGGCACGGGUAAUGAUUGAAAAUUGCAUGGCAAUAAUGGGAGAAGAUGUGAUGACAUUAUUUGAUGGUUUUCCUCAGAGCUGCAGUCAUGGAUCAGAUGUGUCCUCUUAUCAGAUGACUGACUCAUCCUAUGACAGCCUUGAGAACGAGUUGAAUGAUGACUCCGGACCACUUUUUCAAACCAUGCAGAGACCACGAACCAAGACAGACAGUCGCAGUUAUGACUCAGUGUUUACACUUAGUGACUGUGAUCUGGAUCCAACUGAAACCGACCCAGACCCGACCACAAACAAACACCUUUUACUCCCUUCACUAGCCUCCCCAGUAAAAACAUCCCAGGUGGUGAGUCCGUCCACUCCUCACCUGCAUUCUCCUUGCAAGGAAUCUUAUUUUCCUAAGGGUGUUCGACAGCUGAGACGUUCUUCUGAGCCUGCCAUUUGGAAUUCAUCCUCAUCCCUAACCAAAUAUCUACAAUGUAGGGAACAAAGGAAGGGUAGUUACGAAUGCGUGAGAAGCCAAGGCGUAAGUGAUGUAGACCUUGAAGUUGACUUAAACACUUUGAGGCUGGAGAAGCAGUGUGAUCGUAGUCCAACGGUUCAGAAUGAGAGAAAUUUCUCCCAACGAUCAAAAGAUCGACCAAAACCUCCACCUCUGCAUUUAGAUACCAGCUGCACAAAUCUGUCCUCCCCUGGGGCUUCACCAGUACAUUCUUCAGUGAGCUCUCUAGAGAGUGCUUCCUCUCAGCACUCUGCUGACUACAGCAAACAUUGCUCUCACAUAAUGGGGAGCUUCAAGGCUUCAGUAAGAUCUUCUACAAAGUUCCAUGGCAUUGUGUCUGAAAUUUUGCCUGGUUCAGCCAUAAAUUUGGCUAAGGAUUAUCCACCUAAAGAGAAAUUAGACUGGAGCCAGUUUAGGAGCAGUCAUGGGUUACAUCCAAAUACCUGGCUUAAGAAAGAUCACAGACUUUCUUUAUCCAAAGACAAAGGAGGCCUGGAUGACAAGGACACUUGUGAUUUAUUACUUCCUUCUGAGGAUUGCUCCAAAUCAAGAAAUGACAAAGAGGGGAGAGCUCAGGAAUCAGAUAUCCUUCCUGCUCGAAAAGGAUCUACCAGCCCUCUCUGCUCUGAAGAACCCAUGCUUGAAACACAACCGUGCAGGUCAUUAAAUUCCCCUGCCUUGGAAAGCACUUUAACAGUGAAAGAACUAAGAGAUAUUCACAACCAGACGUGUUCCCUGAGUAAGCAAAGCCCAGUACAGAAGUACUCUCAGAAAAGCACAUUAGGAGGGAAUACCAGCAGUUUGCCACAGGCUGUGUUCUAUGGCCAAAGUGUUUGCCGCUUGGCUUUGAACAGAAAGAAAUCUUACUCUCUCGUCCCUGUCGAGGGGAAGUCUCUUGUACGUCCUUCCUUUCAGCGCCGAGCAUCUGAACCUGGAGAGACUUGUGUGGGACUGGAUAGGGAGACAGCAAAGAGUCUGGAGCAUAUCCACAGGCAGGCCGUAGGAAGACAAGACACAUAUUCCACCAAGCAGCCUCAUGGACCUAAAGUGUCUGACGUGGAGCAAGAUGAUAAGUAUAGUAAACCCGAGUUUGGUUUGUCUCCUGCUGCCACAAAGGCUGUGAGGAACUACUUCUUUUGGCAAGGAGGUGAAGAUACCCAGACUAAUCUAAAGAAGAGUCAGGAAGUGGCACUGGCUGUUGUCCAUGGCAAGCGGGAGUGGAGAAGGAGGUGCAGUGACACACAGCUAGAAGACUUUGAAAAAAUGCUUUUUUCAGAGGAGUCUUACGUCUAAGUUCCUGGGUUCUAAUACAGUAUUUCCCAUUUAGUUAAAUUAUAGCUAUCCCUGGUCCAAAAACCUGAUUAUCUAUAUUUCUUUAAUGAUAAAUAUAUUUUAUAUGUUAGAUAAUUAGGAAGAGAUAUAAACUGUGCAGGGUAUUUUAGUACUAGAUUAAGAUGACACAGCCCUAAAUACUACUCCAGAAUACUUGUUGCCUUUAAAAAAGAUGGGUAUAAAUGGUCAUAAACAGUCAUCUACUGUAUGGCUUCCUGUUUCGUUGGGGUUUAAACAUGAGGUGAUAAUGGGGGCCAAAUGCAAAAUGAAAUUAGACAAUAGUGUGUAAGCUGGUCUUCAUAAAACAGGCAAUGGCUAUUAAAAUGGCUGCAUGCCCGAAAUAUCCACAUUGGAGUGAUGAUUAGAUUUAAUGAACCUGGCUGGAAGAGAUUGCAUGGAUGUUUUGCUCUAAGCAGAGUGAGGUUAGAGAUCCAAAAAUGGAUCACAGUUGGAGAUUUGCAGGAGACAGCUGUAUUUUGGAGUCACCAAGUCUCCAAAUCUACAAUUAGACACCACCUCCAUGCCAACUAACCAUUGGGAAGGCAUGCCAAAAGAAAAACUUUUCUUUCAUCUGACCACAAAAGUGCGUGCCUGGAGUUUUCUGAAUGUUGCAUUGGAACGCUGAUUGGAGCUGUUUUUGAUCCUGAUACAUCAUCAUGAAGUACAAGGAGAUUGUAAAUGAAGAUCUGACUUCUUUUCCCAGAAACCUAUGUACAAGUAGGUCACGCUUGGAUCAGAAACAUACCUCAAAAUACACACAAAACUAACUCAACGACCAAAGAUUAAAGAGUUUGACCGGGCCAUCCCAGUUCCUGACCCACAGCCAUUUGAAAACGUGUGUUAUGAGCUAGAAUCUUCAAGUAUGUAGAGAUUCUGUAUUUUGAAUUGUGUUCAUAGUGCUUGCUGUGUAUUUACCUCUGUCUACAGGAGAUGUCAUAGUGACACAAGUCCAAGUAUGCAAUGCACAGAAAAGGAUUUGGGGUGAUAAUGACCUUUUAUUACCCAUAUUUAAAGGCUGUCAAUGAUUCUGGAAUAAUUGUCUUAUUAAGUCUUUAAAUAGUGAAUAUGGCAUGUUGUGCAUGCUUACAGUUUUUGGUCAUUCAGUAAAUUCAAUUUUUCACAUUAUUUUAAUGGGGCUUAGUGAGAAGCAAAGCAACUGUAAUUGUAUGCUGUGCUUUAUUUAUUUUUGAUUGUUAUAUUAUUAAAUUCAAGAAAUACAGUGAA